This is a messenger RNA of Penicillium hordei, 861 nucleotides long. RefSeq lists its product as uncharacterized. The transcript is spliced from 2 exons. NCBI's taxonomy places the organism in Eukaryota, Fungi, Ascomycota, Eurotiomycetes, Eurotiales, Aspergillaceae. The record is from RefSeq and is a predicted model, not a curated record. The coding region runs from base 1 to 861 and encodes 286 amino acids.
AUGCCGAGCUGGGUCCUCUUCCCGCGUUUGCAUCUAGCUGAGGUCGAAGACCAAUCCUGGUGUCCUUCAUGGCUUCGCGAACACACUCAUCGAGCUUUGUCUCGCAUGUGGCAGGCUUCUAAUAGCAACAAUGGAUCACCAGCGGCGCAGGCUUGCGAUCUGCUACUCAAGGUCCUUGGAGGGUCUGAGCAAGCGAGCCAGUUCACCAUCGUCGAUGCAUGUGCUGGCGCUGGGGGCCCAACCCCUGUUCUGGCACCAACCUUGAAUGCCAAAUUGAUCAAGAGUGGCUACCAGCCGGUGGAAUUUGUGCUCACGGACCUAUGGCCGGAUAUUCGAGCUUGGGAGAAGAUCGUCAAACGGAGUGAACACAUCUCAUACAUCGAAGAGCCAAUCGAUGCUACCAAAUCGCGACGUCUGGCCAAACCGGGCACCAAGGAGUGUCGGAUUUUCAAUUUGUGUUUCCAUCAUUUCGAUGAUCCCGCCGCUAAAAAGGUGCUCGCGAGUGCGGUUAAGAGCGCGGAUGCCUUCAUGAUCAUCGAGAUGACCCACCGUACUCUUCCCUCGCUGCUCAACACCACCUUUGUCAUCCUAUCCGUCUUUUUCACCACCCUCUACGACUUCUAUUGGUCACCGAAGCAUCUUCUGUUCACUUACCUCAUCCCUAUUGUCCCGUUGUUCUACGCCAUUGAUGGCUAUGUUUCUUGUACGCGAGGUCGCACCCCUGAUGAAACAUGGGCGCUCCUCAAAUGCCAGCCGGACUUGGACCUCAGUCAAUGGGAACUCAAAAGUGGCGAACAGACGGCAUUGCUCCCUUUUGGCCGGAUGUACUGGUACUCGGGGGUGAAAAAGACCACGAAGUAG